AUAUACUCAACCCCCAACUGUCACCGGGUUCCUCACAACUCCCCCUUUGCGACUUGAGAAACUCACAUUCCCUCUUGGUUUUCCUGGUACCUGAGGCAGUGAGACGACAUAGAUCAUCUCCAUUGCUCCAUCAGCCUCGUGCUCAUCUUAUCAAAACAAACACAAAGUGUCAAAAUUGCCGCUCCCGCAUCUCCAUAGCGGUACGUUGACCUGGUCUGCAUUAACUAUGGCCUCCCAAGAUGGUACCACGGAGCUCCUGUCCCAGUCCGUGAACAGCACAUGCAUCCCUGGCAGCACCUAUCAUGUGGAUAGAGGUCGGGCGAGCUCAGCCUCGACGCCACCAACAUCACCGCCCCUGUCAGAGGUUGACUACACGCCGCUACUUGAAUCAACCCAGGAACCCCGACACGAAUAUACUCAACUUGCUCACAGCCUGGUAAAGGCAAUGGCGGACUACGUGGGCCAUCUGCAGGAAGAAAAUCUUCCUAUGCCUAGCCUCGAACCAGCUGCUCAAGUCCACGGCGGCCUCAAAGUGCAGGGUGGCGUAGCGGCACGAGAUACUGUCGUUAAACUGGCGCAAAAAAUCGUCGCCAUGACAAUGGACCCAGAGAUGAAACUAUUCAUCAGCUCCCUGCAGUUCCAUUUCUGCUCGUCGCUCAAAGUUGCUAUCGAUUUGAGAGUCCACGAGUAUGUUCCUCGUCAAGGGACGAUAAACUGUUCCGAAUUAGCCACAAAAGUUGGCGCAGAUGAGACUGUUUUGGUCCGAAUUAUGCGGGUCCUAAUUACUCAACAUGUCUUUUCUUCUCCCACACCCGGUACAUAUGCCCACACGACUAUUUCCUGGUGUAUAAUGAAGUCGCCCGACAUAAUUGAUCUUUUGGGCCACCGAUUGGACGAGUGUUUCCGCGCCUCGAGUCGCCAGGCCGACGCGUUGGCCCUCGCUCGAUACCGCGAGCCCCACGAAGCCGAUACCCUAGGGUUCGGUUUGGCCUUUAAUACGACGGCCAACUUUUGGGAGGUUUUGGCGCGUGAUACAGAGGGAAAACGUUCGCAACGGUUUAACCGCGCGAUGAGGGCUGUGAAUAUUAACGCUUUGGAAGUAAUUCCGCGUAUAUACCCUUUUAACCGCAUCGGAGGAAACGGGCUAUUGGUCGACGUCGGUGGCGGCCUAGGCCAGGUCGCGCGGGCGAUUAUGGCCACGAACCAAGGGAGCCGGUUGCAAAGGUGUAUUGUCCAAGAUGUUUGUGCGGCCGACGACGUGUUGGAAGAGGUGUUGGAGUCGAAUCGAAAAUUGGGAGUGGAGCUGCAAAGACACGAUUUUUUCGAUAAGCAGCCGGUGACAGGCGCUUCUAUCUACUUUUUCCGUCACAUCUUCCACGAUUGGCCGGACCGGGCCUGUGUUAAAAUCCUGAAGCAGAUAGUCCAAGCCAUGGGCAGGGAUAGCAGGUUGCUAAUCUGCGACCAGGUCGUGGACGACGAGCCGUCUAUCCCGGCCACGCUGUACGAUAUUGAUAUGUGGACCCUUUUCGGUGGUAAGGAAAGGAAUCGGUCUGAAUGGGAAGCCUUAUUCCGGGCUGCAGACGAAAGGCUGUACAUAAAAAAGGUGUGGACAACUACCGAGGCCCCAACGACCAUUUUGGAAGUUUGUCUUUGGUAAAGUACGGCGUGGCAACGUUUGAGAUUCCGUCGACGUGGUCCGUUAUUGGAAUUAAUGGGGUGGCCAAAAUCGAAUGGAAGACUAAAAGUGCCAAAGGCGUUGAACAAGCUAAUUUUGGAAAAGCAAGAAGAAGAAGAAAACCGAGCGAUAAAGGCGGACUGGCUGUUCAGGGGUGGGGGAGUAACAAGUGCAGUGAGGAAAGAAAGAUGCUAGAGUCGAGUGAGUGUCUCAACUAUCAACUGUAAAAAUCUGAAUAAAUGCUCAACCAUUUGUAUUCAUUCAUCUCGUACUAGAAAAGUGAACAUUAAUCAUGUUUGGC
This is a messenger RNA of Pyricularia grisea, 1976 nucleotides long. RefSeq lists its product as uncharacterized. NCBI's taxonomy places the organism in Eukaryota, Fungi, Ascomycota, Sordariomycetes, Magnaporthales, Pyriculariaceae. The transcript has 5 exons. Gene Ontology annotation, molecular function: O-methyltransferase activity. The coding region runs from base 227 to 1657 and encodes 476 amino acids. The record is from RefSeq and is a predicted model, not a curated record.